AAAGGAUGCCCGCCGCUGAGCAGGAUGUUCCCUCAGCAUCAGUCGCCGUGGACGCCGCUCUCCGAUUCGCUCAGUAAAUCUCCACCGCCCAGCUCYGUGUAUGAUCCCAGUAAGCAAACGUCCUACUUUGGUCAGUGCUUCACUAAUCUGGGUCUUCUUGGGAGAGGAUCCUUUGGAGAGGUCUACAAGGUGAGCAAUGUUAGGAUUGGCGGCGAGUACGGACCUGCAGCGGAUGUUUUUAGUUUGGGUGUUUCCAUUCUGGAGCUCGCCUGUAACCUUGAAGUUCCAAACGGUGGCGAAGGAUGGCAGCAGCUCCGACAGGGCCACCUUCCCUCAGAGUUCACCAACGGCCUGUCUGUUGAGCUUCAGUCCGUCCUCAGGAUGAUGCUGGCCCCAGAACCAAACGAAAGACCAACUGUCUCUCAGCUUCUCGCUCUGCCAUGCGUCAGGAAACGCAGAUGGAAAAGGCGGAUUUACCUGAUGGUGGCUGAGACCAUGYUGACACUGGUGUCCUUCUGCCAAUUUGUGGUGUGCUUCGGUUGCAAGCUCUUCCCCUCGGUUCGCUUGCCGUUUCUGCCUUGCUGGUCGAAGCCGGAGCCGUGUACGCCGCUGAAGGACAGCUGGGACAGAGACGUGACGCUGUCCCUCAGUUCCCUGCACAACGACCCAGGAAGCCCAGAGGACGAC
Molecule: messenger RNA, 687 nt
Organism: Poecilia reticulata (guppy)
Lineage: Eukaryota; Metazoa; Chordata; Actinopteri; Cyprinodontiformes; Poeciliidae
Source: RefSeq, a predicted model, not a curated record